CUCGGAGGUGGCUUUAGGUCCGUCGAGGGAAAAAGGAGGCCUUGCAUUGGCCUACAAAAAAAAACUCCGACGGAUAGGGCGGCUCAUCAGCGCACGAGGCGAGGGCUGAAGUGUCAAUCGCAGUUUUAGCACCAUUAGAUACUUUUUGAAAAACCGUGGCAUGGGGUGAGGCAGGAGUGAGUGGUGGGGAAGAAUCACAUUCCGGGAAGCAGAAGGACGUGCAGGGGCAUUGGGAUCACUGCAGGGAAGUCGGCGGUCGGCCGCGAGCGGCGCUAUGAUUCUCCUCGUGGAGGUGUUCUACGCCGGCUCCCACCGCCAGCUGAUCACCACACUGACGCAAGGUCUGCAGCUGGACGAGCGCAGCUGCCACCUGACGACCAUGUCGGGCCGAAAGUGGCACUGGCGGGCGAGGACCUCGGCGCUCCACCUGGCUGAGGUUAUCCCACGCCAGCAGUUCAGCGUGCUGUUCACGUCAUCGGUGACGCCACUGGCCGAGCUGUGCGGCCUCCGGCCGGACCUGGCCGCGCCACACAAGGUGCUCUAUUUCCACGAAAACCAGCUGGUAUACCCGGUGCGGAAGCGGACCGACACGGACUUCCAAUACGGCUACAACCAGAUCACUGCCUGCUUGGUUGCCGACGAGGUCGUCUUCAAUUCCGGGUAUAACAUGGAGUCGUUUUUGGGCAAUAUAAACCAUUUCAUGAAGACACAACCGGACUAUCGCCCCAAAGGACUGGCUGAUAAGAUUCGGUCCAAGUGCCGUGUGCUGUACUUCCCGCUGUGCCUGCCGGGGGUGGCGCUGGGCGCGCGGCUCGGGGAGUCGGCGGAGGACCGGCCCCUGCACAUCCUCUGGCCGCACCGAUGGGAGCAUGACAAGAACCCGGCACUCUUCUUCGAGACGAUGACGCAGCUGCACGAGGAGGGCCUACCUUUCCGGCUGUCCGUGCUGGGCGAGCGGUGCGACGAGGCACCUCCGGAGUUCGAGCGCGCCCAGCGCGAGCUGAAGGAUCACAUUGAAAACUGGGGCUACCUGGAGUCCAAGGAGGACUACUGGAAGGUGCUGAGGUCCGCUGACGUCGUGGUCUCCACGGCCGACCACGAGUUCUUCGGCGUGGCUGUGCUGGAGGCGGUGGCGAGCGGCUGCACGCCACUCUGCCCGUCCGCCCUCGUCUAUCCGGAGUGGUUCGAGGCGCGCCACCUCUUCCGCACGGCCGGCCAGCUGCUGCGGCGCCUGCGCCAGUGGUGCCGGCGCCCAGGCGCUGCAUCAGCCAGUGGUCGGGGGUCAGUGGUAGCUGUGGUGUCGGUGAUGUAG
This is a messenger RNA of Pollicipes pollicipes, 1312 nucleotides long. Its product is annotated as glycosyltransferase-like domain-containing protein 1. The transcript has 10 exons. Lineage: Eukaryota; Metazoa; Arthropoda; Thecostraca; Pollicipedomorpha; Pollicipedidae. Gene Ontology annotation, molecular function: glycosyltransferase activity. Bases 275 to 1312 code for a protein of 345 amino acids. The record is from RefSeq and is a predicted model, not a curated record.